Messenger RNA from Cicer arietinum (chickpea), 1168 nucleotides. Lineage: Eukaryota; Viridiplantae; Streptophyta; Magnoliopsida; Fabales; Fabaceae. The record is from RefSeq and is a predicted model, not a curated record.
GUCAUGUUGGGUUCAUUUGCUUGUGCUUAAUAUUUAUGAUUUUUCCCGCUAUUGUUUUGCUGUUGUACUGUUACAUGUUUUUCGAUUUGUAUUGGUGAUAUCAAGAGACUCUGCCCUUUACUUUUGCUUUUUGGGUGGGAAUAUAAGUGAAUUGAUAACAAAAAUGGUAAUCUGGCCUAUUUUGGUAAUGUAAUGCCCUGAUAGUUAUCCAUUCAUACGCCUUUCCGCUAAUGAUUGAUAUUUGGAAUAGUACAAUGCAUCUUGUCUGUUAAAAAUAUUAAGGAAAAUGUAACGUUCGACCUUGACUCGAUUGUUGACAAUCGCACGUGAGAAAAUCGGAACACGUGCUUUUGGCUUUUUAGGCCCCUUUUUAUUUGCAACCUUUCCCAUUUUCCUAUAGUCUCCUUAUAACAAACCUAGGUUGAAAAAUAUUUCAAGCAAAGUGGAAGGAGGAAGAGUCCUUUCACAGUUUUUUUUUUCCGGCAAAAAAGUCUGUUGGUUAUAUGGCACCUAAGAGAAAAGAAAGUCCACCUGAACAAAUCGGACCAAUUCCGACUGGAUGGAGUGUUAAGACAGAAAUUAAAAGGGAUGGUUCGAAAGUAACGGUGUAUUAUUGUCCUGAUUCUGGGCAGAAUUUUCUUACAUAUGCUAACCUCAUACGCUAUGUGGAAUAUGCUAAGAGACGAAGGUUUGGCAUCUAUUCACCGUCUUUUAAAGCAGUUAGAAAAACGGAAAAUGAUGCAAAGAAGAAAAGCACUGUCAGUACUAUUCCUAGGAAGACAUCAGCUGUCUUGUCACUUCGUGGGAAACCUGUCCCUGCUGACCAGAAUAAUGAUUCUAAAUCAUCCGGGUCCGAUGGAAACAAAGACGAGGAUUAUGUGCCCAAGCGAGAUGCUGGUGUCCCUGCUCGCUUGGGAAUUGAUAUAGCGGGUAAAGUCCUGAUAGCAAAAAAUAAAAAACGUGUUGACUAAUUAAUCAUCCUUUUCUGUUAAGUGUUUAUCAUUAUGUCUCUUUACUCAUGAUAAACCAUCCUGUUGCCAGUGGGCUUUAUUUCAUAAUAUACUGUUAUUUCCAUGUUUUUGCUUUCAAAUUAUUAAUAAGGUCUUGACAGUGGUUAUAUUAUUACAUCUAUACAUUCAGAAUGAUUUUGUUGGUACUUUCUUGGGAA